Cladophialophora psammophila CBS 110553 is the source of this 1200-nucleotide messenger RNA. RefSeq names its product acyl-CoA dehydrogenase. The coding region runs from base 1 to 1200 and encodes 399 amino acids. The record is from RefSeq and is a predicted model, not a curated record. Gene Ontology annotation, molecular function: acyl-CoA dehydrogenase activity; flavin adenine dinucleotide binding. The transcript is spliced from 3 exons. Lineage: Eukaryota; Fungi; Ascomycota; Eurotiomycetes; Chaetothyriales; Herpotrichiellaceae.
AUGGAGAUGAGCUGUUUUACUGAAGAGCAAUUGACCGUGCGCGAGGCUAUCCAGAAGAUUUGUGCUCAAUUUCCGAACGAGUACUGGCAGCAGCAUGACCAAACUGAGACCGAUCCCAAAGAAUUACAUGCUGCUUUGGCAGCUGACGGAUGGCUUGGUAUUGCUCUCCCAGAAGAAUUUGGAGGAGCAGGAUUGGGCAUCUCAGAAGCGACUAUGAUGCUACAGACAAUAUCUCAGUCAGGGGCUGGCAUGGCUGGAGCUCAAUCCAUUCACGGAAACGUCUACGCUACGCAACCGCUUGCCAAGUUUGGAAAUAAAGAACAACUGCAGUCAACAAUACCAAACAUUAUCAACGGCAAAUGGAGGGUAUGCUUCGGCGUGACUGAGCCGAACACCGGCCUGGACACGUUGAGGCUAAAGACCACCGCCACUCGUAAAGGAGACAAGUAUAUCAUCACUGGACAAAAGAUCUGGAUCACGUGCGCACAGGUUGCCUCGAAGAUGAUUCUCCUGGCUCGAACGGCGCCUCUGGAAAACGUGAAAAAGCCAAGUGAAGGACUUUCUAUGUUCUGUAUCGACAUUGACAGAUCCAACCCUGCCUUGGAACUCAAACGGAUUAAGAAGAUGGGCGGAAGGGCGGUCGACGCCAACGAAGUUUUCUUUGAUCACUAUGAGGUGCCAGAGAACACCCUCGUUGGAGAAGAGGGGCAAGGCUUCAAGAUCAUCUUGCAUGGGAUGAACGCUGAGAGAUGUCUCCUAGCGGGAGAAGCGCUCGGACUCGGCUAUGCAGCGGUCGAGAAGGCUGCACAGUACGCCAAGGAGAGGGUCGUCUUUGGCAGAUCCAUUGGGAAGAACCAAGCUAUUGCACAUCCCCUCGCUGACGCCUACAUGAAUCUGGAAGCCGCCAAGUUAGCUGCCUACCAUGCAGCUCGUUUGUAUGAUCGAAGCAAGACGGACACCACCAUCAGCCCACAUGCGGUGGGAGUGGCAUGCAACAGUGCCAAAUAUCUGGCAGCGGAGGCAGCAUUCAAAGCUUGUGAAAGAGCAGUCAUGAGCCAUGGCGGUAUGGGUUAUGCCAUGGAAUAUGAUGUGGAGAGAUACAUGAGGGAAAUCUUCGUCCCCAGAAUCGCCCCGAUCAGUCGAGAGAUGAUUCUGAACUUUGUGAGCGAAAAAGUACUCGAGCUGCCGAGGAGCUACUGA